AUGUCGUCGACACCAGCUACCGAAAGCAGAAAGAUGCGCCAACGUAACUCGGAGGCCAGUCACAAGAUGAGCACUCGUUGCCACCCAUAUCCACUUAAGAGUGAGAAGUUGGAGAUUGAGGCAUUGAGGGAGGAGAACGAACAACUCCUUCGACAGGUUGAACAGCUUCAGAAGGCGGAACUUCAGCAUCAGGAGAAUUAUCGAUUGGUCGUUGAGGACUACAACGGAUUGUUGGAAGAGAAGGAAAGAGAAAAUGGAGAGCUCCGAGAGCAAGUUCGACAACUGGAAGAGUCGGAACUCAAGUAUCAACAAUUGGUAGAAGACUGGAAUCGAUUGGUUGGAGACUAUGACCAGUUGAAAGCAGAAGCAGUGAGACUGGAGGCGGAGAUUGUGGAGACGAACGAGAAAUUCGAGGAAUACUCGAAAGAGAUGGUUGAAAAGCUGGAAGAGGCUCAGGACGAGAAACUGGAAAAAGAAGAAGAAGUAGAGGAAAUGAAGGAGCAUUUCAAGAUGCGGAGGGACAACAUGGCACACAAUAUGGAGGUGCUCCGAGAGGAAAAGGAAAAGGAGAUUGAGAAGUUGAGGGGACUCCUCGAGGAGUCCAACAACAAAUCAUACGGAUUCAGAUCAAGACAAGUCAAACGGAGACUCUUUGAUCGAUUAGACGAUGCAUUGGAAUUUGGAGACGAUGAAGAGCAGAAGCAGGCUCAACGGAAUAUCAAAACGAUGAGUGUCAUGUUGAGGAAUGGAGAGGAAAUCGAGGAGUUGGUCGAUUCGGAGAACUAA
Molecule: messenger RNA, 786 nt
Organism: Caenorhabditis remanei
Lineage: Eukaryota; Metazoa; Nematoda; Chromadorea; Rhabditida; Rhabditidae
Exons: 2
Coding region: 1-786 (261 amino acids)
Source: RefSeq, a predicted model, not a curated record